GUGCGGGAGGCGAGCACCCUCCAGCUCCUCCAGCUCUACACUUGCCUGGAUCAGAUCCAGUAUAUCGAGUGGUCGUCUGACUCCCUGUUCAUACUGUGUGCCAUGUACAAGCGGGGGAUUGUUCAGGUCUGGUCCUUGGAGCAGCCAGACUGGCACUGUAAGAUAGACGAGGGCUCAGCAGGAUUGGUGGCUUCAUGCUGGAGUCCGGAUGGUCGUCACAUUCUCAAUACAACCGAGUUCCAUCUGCGGAUAACUGUGUGGUCCUUGUGUACGAAAUCUGUGUCUUACAUCAAAUAUCCCAAAGCUUGUCAGCAGGGGAUCGCUUUCACCAAGGACGGCCGCUACAUGGCAGUAGCAGAGAGACGGGACUGCAAGGACUUCAUCAGCAUCUUUGUGUGCAAUGACUGGCAGCUGCUGAGGCAUUUUGACACUGAAACGCAAGAUCUGUUUGGGAUUGAAUGGUCUCCUAAUGGCUGUGUUCUGGCAGUGUGGGAUACAUGUCUGGAGUAUAAAAUCUUGCUGUACUCCCUUGAUGGCAGACUGCUAGCCACGUAUCGGGCUUAUGAAUGGUCACUAGGCAUAAAAUCAAUCGCCUGGAGUCCUAGCAGCCAAUUUCUGGCAAUUGGCAGCUAUGAUGAAAAGGUGCGUAUCUUGAACCAUGUAACUUGGAAGAAGAUCAUAGAGUUUGAGCAUCCAGCAACCAUUGCUAACAGCAAGACUAUUGUGUAUAAAGAAGUGGAGAAAUCCCCAUCUGUUGAAACAGAGAGACUUUCUUUCUCUCCAGCAAGAGCACUGGCUAGUUCUCUCUUCAGCACAGAAAGUAAAUAUGACAUUUCCCAGGUACCAGUUUCCUUACAGUAUAUCAAACCAGUUGCUGACAGGGCAAAUCCCAAAAUGGGAAUAGGGAUGUUGGCUUUCAGUCCCGAUAACUGUUUCCUGGCAACCAAAAAUGAUAACAUUCCUAAUGCUGUCUGGAUCUGGGACAUUAAAAAGCUGAAACUGUUUGUGGUCUUGGAGCAGCUGUGUGCGAUCCAGUCUUUCCAGUGGGACCCACGACAACCUCGCCUGGCUGUAUGUACAGGAAACAGCAAAGUCUACCUCUGGUCCCCGGCGGGCUGUGUGUCAGUGCAGGUCCCAGCGGAAGGUGACUUCCCGAUUGUCUCCCUCUCCUGGCAUUCUAGUGGAGACUCCAUGGUGCUUCUGAGUAAGGACAACUUUUGUGUGUGUUACUUAGAAAGAGAAGAGAUAAAAUAA
Molecule: messenger RNA, 1254 nt
Organism: Pterocles gutturalis (yellow-throated sandgrouse)
Lineage: Eukaryota; Metazoa; Chordata; Aves; Pterocliformes; Pteroclidae
Gene: WRAP73
Product: WD repeat containing, antisense to TP73
Exons: 11
Biological process (GO): mitotic sister chromatid segregation; protein localization to mitotic spindle pole body; microtubule anchoring at mitotic spindle pole body
Cellular component (GO): microtubule organizing center; MWP complex; mitotic spindle
Molecular function (GO): protein binding
Source: RefSeq, a predicted model, not a curated record